AUGGCCGCUGUUCGAUUCAUCCCUUUGUUUUUCAUCCUUUUUUCAACCCUUUGUUUCUCUCAAUCCGAUGAAGAAGCUUUAAUAAAACUCAAGAAAUCAUUCAUAGGUGGUAAUUUGGAUAAUUGGGUAUUGGGUUCGGGUGCUUGUGAGAAGAAAUGGGUUGGUGUUAUGUGUUCUGGUGAUAAUGUUACCGGUCUUCAUUUAGCCGAUAUGCAACUUACGGGUGAAGUCGAUAUUCAAGCUUUGCUUCAAAUUCGUGGGUUAAAAGCUAUUAGUUUGAUAAACAAUUCCUUCACCGGAGAUAUACCAGAUUUGCAUAAACUCACUAAUUUAAGAGCUAUUUAUUUGUCUAAGAACAAAUUUUCCGGCUCCAUCCCCGAUAAUUAUUUUGACAAAAUGGGUUUAUUGAAGAAAGUUUGGUUGGAUGAUAAUCAAUUUAGUGGGCGAAUCCCUGAUUCUUUAUGUCAACUCCCUAAUUUAAUGGAGUUACAUUUAGAAUUGAAUCAAUUUUCGGGUCAGAUCCCACCGUUGAUAUAUCCCGCUAUGGUUCGUGAUCUUAAUUUAUCGAAAAAUAAUCUCGAAGGUGAAAUCCCAGAAAGUUACAUGCAAUUCAAUGCUACUUCAUUUGAAGGGAACCCCGGGCUUUGUGGUAGUAUACUGGGGAAAGAAUGUGAAAAUGGUGAUAACAAAUCGGGUCAAAAACAAGAAUCCGCCUCGAGUCCAUCGGAAGGAAUAGACCGGUCGGGUUCGGGUUCUAACUCAAAGGUACUCGCUAUUUCAAUCGGAAGUGUUGUCGCCGUUGUGUUUCUGGUAAUAAUCGUCGUUUUAGCAAGGAAACGAAGAAGGGAAGAUGAAUUUAGUAUCUUAAGUAAAGAACCAUUCAAAGAAGAGGUUUUACCAGUGAAAGUACCGGAAGCUGAAUCGACUACACGGCGGAAACCAUCGGAAUCGAGCCGCCGGAGUAGGUCUUCAAAGAAAGGGUCGUCGCAUGGAGGGAGCUCCGGUGUGACGGAUUUGGUUAUGGUGAACGAAGAGAAGGGUGAGUUUGGGAUGCAGGAUUUGAUGAAAGCGGCGGCGGAAGUGCUCGGUAACGGUGGGUUAGGGUCGGCGUAUAAGGCGGUGAUGUCGAAUGGAUUGGCUGUGGUGGUUAAAAGGAUGAAAGAAAUGAAUCGGCUAGGGAAAGAGGCGUUCGACGUUGAGAUGCGGCGGUUGGGGAAAUUAAGGCAGCCUAAUAUAUUAACACCAUUGGCGUACCAUUUUAGAAGAGAAGAAAAGCUUAUUGUUUCUGAAUAUAUGCCCAAAGGAAGCUUGUUAUACGUAUUGCAUGGUGAUCGAGGGAUAAUACACGCAAACCUAAACUGGCCAACAAGAUUAAAGAUCAUCAAAGGUAUCGCACAAGGACUAGAUUUCAUCCACACAGAAUUCGCAACAUACGAGGUUCCACACGGCAACCUUAAAUCCAGCAACAUCCUUUUAACUGAAAAUUACGACCCAUUACUCAGUGAUUUCGCUUUUCAACCAAUGGCAAACCCUAACCUUAUCAACCAAGGUUUAUUCGCUUACAGAUCACCCGAAUAUGUCCGAUCCCAACAAAUCUCCGCCAAAUCCGAUAUUUAUUGUCUGGGUAUCGUAAUCCUUGAAAUCAUUACCGGAAAAUUCCCAGCACAAUACCUGAAUAACGCAAAAGGUGGGAUCGACAUUGUUCAAUGGGUUCAAACAUCAAUAGCUGAUAAUCAAGUUGAAGAUUUAAUUGAUCCAGAGAUAUCGCACGGUUCAAAUUCAAUUGAUCAAAUGGUUAAACUUUUACGUAUUGGUGCUGGUUGCACUGAAAGUAAUCCAGAUAAACGGUUAGGGAUGAAAGAAGUGAUUGACAAGAUAAAUGAGGUAAAUGUUUAAAAUUUGUUUGUUGUUGGUGGUAAAAAGAGGGUUCAAUUCUUCUCCUAGUCCUUGUAACUCUUUAGACUUUUGAA
Molecule: messenger RNA, 1970 nt
Organism: Gossypium raimondii (Peruvian cotton)
Lineage: Eukaryota; Viridiplantae; Streptophyta; Magnoliopsida; Malvales; Malvaceae
Product: pollen receptor-like kinase 3
Exons: 2
Coding region: 1-1896 (631 amino acids)
Biological process (GO): protein phosphorylation
Molecular function (GO): protein binding; ATP binding; protein kinase activity
Source: RefSeq, a predicted model, not a curated record